Molecule: messenger RNA, 3537 nt
Organism: Microstroma glucosiphilum
Lineage: Eukaryota; Fungi; Basidiomycota; Exobasidiomycetes; Microstromatales; Microstromataceae
Exons: 2
Coding region: 1-3537 (1178 amino acids)
Biological process (GO): ubiquitin-dependent endocytosis
Cellular component (GO): plasma membrane; cytoplasm; cytosol
Molecular function (GO): protein-macromolecule adaptor activity; ubiquitin protein ligase binding
Source: RefSeq, a predicted model, not a curated record
AUGCCACCAAGCGUCACUCUCACUCUCUUCGAGCCGGUAACCUACCUGCGUGGUCAGUCCACUACUCUCGACUCGUCCCGUGAAAGACUGCGCAGCGCCUUCUCCCUCAAUGGCGGUGUCAAUGGCGAGUCUCAGCCCAGUCAGCUGCGAGGACUGGUCACGGUAACACUUCCAAAGCCAACGAGGAUCAAGAGUGUGGAGCUCGUGUUGAGCGGAAUUGGUAGGACAGACUGGCCGGAAGGUAUUGGCAGUAAUCGAUUGGAGCUUGCGGAUAUCGCUCCUAUCAUCAAGGAAGAAGUGGUCCUCUUUGAUGCCAGAGCGGAAGAUGCGCCGGCUGCGCCUCUGAGACGUGCUAAUAGUGUUGGACCUGGAGUCACGGGUUUUGGAGAGGAUGUGGACUGGUCUUUGAUGGGCGAGGAGGCAGGGGCUUCCGGCAGCCAGGCAAGAGGCAAGGGCAAGGAGAGGGAGACGCCCAAUCUAGCUCGCUCCAUGGGCAAAGCUGCUGCGAAGGCCGGAAGUGCUAUCCUGCCGCCCACCUUGCUGAGAGAUAUUGCAAACGCUAGACCUGAUAAGCACAGAGCAAGCAGAUCAGAGCCCGUCCCGACAUCUCCUACGGCGAUACCGAGACAAGAAGGCGGGCCGGGGCAUCUCGGACUGAACGCUUCACGCUCGCCAUCAGCGACUUACGAGCCUCCUCCUCCGGUGUAUCAGCCUCGGCGACCCUCCGACGAGAUGUCUUCUCCGUCUGGAGCCAGAAGGCUGUCGGCUCAAGAAUCCCAAGAACCCUCGGCCUCGUCGUCCCAAACGUCGAUUCUCCCCUCGACUCCACCUAGCCAAGCUACCAGCAGCGCAACGUCUCUGUCGUCGACAUCGGCAGCUGGACCGGGAACACUCUCACCCACUUCCUCCUUUGCCAAUAUCUCGACAGGUCCAACGCUACCUGCACAGUCUGUCUCGGCGGCUGGGCCUCACGGUAGAUCCAUCCUGCAUGCUCCCCGCAGAGGUCGUUCACCACCGCCCCUCGAUGGUGCCCCUAUGUCUGCUCGUGUAGUGGAGACGUCAUCGGCAAGAACCCGAGAUGCAAGCGAGCCUAGCGUCAGAUUCGAUCCGAAAGACCUGUGUGAGGGAUCUACCACUCCGGUCCCACUCUCGCCUGUUGCUAGUCGCGAGCAGACUCGAAGUGGUUAUGCAGAGAGCGCUUCUGGUGGGCACCGAGCCUCGCCUUCGCCUGGAUCAAGACAGACGAAGCGAGAACCUUCUGUGUCUGCUCCGACCUCCAGAAGAACGUCGUUCGACGCUCUCGCUAAUGCCCUUGAUGUAGCGAGUAAGCACAAAGGAAAGGGCAAAGCCAGUGGAGAUGCUAGUCCCAAGACUGGAUCAGCCAAUAGCGCUUCUCACAAGAAGUCGGGUCUCAAAGGUCUUCUUGGUGGUCUGAGAAAGGAGGAAGGAAGUUCCAAGGGGCGUUCAGACGCAGUCUCACCUGCUGCAAGCCAGAAUUCCGCAGCUAGACGUCGCAGCUUAGAACAUGGCGCCCCGGCACCCCCUGCACGUGCGGUAUCCUCAGAUCGGCUCACCUCGAUGAACUCCUCCCAUGCGCCUCACCAAGCACCUCAAUUCCAUUCCUCCGCAGUCUGCGAUUGGAGAGAAUUCAAGAAGGGCGUCUAUAGCUAUUCCGUCUCCUUGCCCCUCCCAGCCAAUCUUCCACCAACGAUUCAUGCCGAUUUUGGAUCCAAUACCUACACGCUCAAAGCUGUGGUCAGACGUCCGGGCGCUUUAACGCCGAAUUUGAGCUGUGAGAAGGAAGUGGUACUGAUUCACGCUCCGGAUGAGGAGGGAGGGGAGGAGACGGACUCGAUUGUGGUGGAGAGGACGUGGGAGGAGGCACUGACGUACAGGGUGUUUGUCAGUGGGAGGAGCUUCGCUUGCGGGUCCAAGAUUCCUCUCACUUUCAAGUUCAUCCCGCUAGGGGAGAAGAUUCGUAUCUGGCGAAUGGCCGUCGUCUUGGAAGAGAAGACGCACUACUAUGCCAAGCGCAAGAAGAUUGCAAGGCACGAGACGCCGCGACGCUUUACCCUCCUCAAGCUCUCCCCCACCAAUGCUUCGGGCGAGGCUUCCACCUCGACUGCUGUCGUGGACCUAGCAGCCACUCGGCCUCUUCUGCCCAUUGUUUCAGACUCGGCAGACGCGCUAAUGCAGAGUCCACUCGGGCAAUACGCAGUCGCAGCGGCAAGACUAAAUUUGCCUGCUCAGGUCCUCGCUCAGGCAAAUGCGGCUCGCGAGAAUGAUCCGUUGAACGACAGUGAAGUUGAACCGCUUGGUGAUGAAGCUCGUCAAGACGCGCUUGCCACUCUCUUAGACCCUGGAGGACCCUGGGAGCUGAGCAUGGAUGUCGAAUUGCCCGGAAAGGACAGUCGGAUCAACACGUCUACAGACCACAAGCGAUCCAAUAUUACCGUCGAGCACGUCCUCCGGAUGAGCUUCCGAGUGGAAAAAGCCAGACCGGGCGCACCAGUCGGUGGAAAACCGAUGCUCUUCGAUAUUGUCAUCGAGUCGCCCGUCACGAUCAACCACUCGCAUACUGCAGACGCUUGGCUCUCCCUACCCAACUACUGGGCCGUAGCCAAUGUCCAGCCACCCUCUAGCGCUGCAUCUGACUUUGGCUAUGGCGCACACACCCAAUCAGGCAGUCGAUCCGUUCCCGUUCCCGGCUCACUAGCCCCAAGUGGAGAUGGUAAAGCGCGAUAUGUCCCCGAAUCGGACGACUACUUUGCCACAUCACACUACCGACGGAGCAACAACAAGUCCAACAACAAUACGGGAAGAGGAACUUCCCCUUCGCCUGGAUAUCUCUCAGCUGCAAGCCCACAUUCCGGCUCGGGCCGGUGUAGCCCGCUCUCCUCUCCACCGAUUGCGUCGAGCUCCAAUCGGGCGAUCAGUCCUGCUUCUAGCCCCUCAGCGGGUCGAGCCACAGGUGCAGGUGCAGGUGCAGGUGCAGGUGCAGGUGCAGCUUCGGCUGAGAGAAGAACAUCAGCAGCACAGCCGCAAGGUCCAGCUUCAAGUGGAGAGUUUCGCUCUGCGGCAGACGAGUGGCUUCACCUCUCCGAGGAGCGCUGGGCGGGUCCUCCCACGAGUGGAAUUGGAAUCGGAAUGGUCAUGGACUCGAUGAGUGGAUUGAGUGUCGGCGCGGGCGGUUCAAGUGCCGGAGGAGUUGGGACUGGGACUGGGACUGGGACUGGGACUGGGACUGGGACUGGGACUGGGACUGGGACUGGGACUGGGACUGGGACUGGGACUGGGUCUGGGUCUGGGGUUGGAACGGUAGGAACAGGAAAUGCUGGACUGAUGAACAGUGAUGCGAAUGGGAUGGGAGCAAGCAGUCGCAGAGGAAGCCUCAUCACCAGUGGAGGGUCAACUUCAAUGGGCGACCCGGCCUCUGUGUCUUCGUCUUCCGCUGGAGAGACAGACGGGCCACCUUCGUAUGCCGUAGCCGUGCAUCGCGCGACGAGUCCCGCCGUCAGUCCGGGAAACGGUAGAUGA